Neohortaea acidophila is the source of this 1170-nucleotide messenger RNA. RefSeq names its product peptidase M28. The record is from RefSeq and is a predicted model, not a curated record. Bases 1 to 1170 code for a protein of 389 amino acids. NCBI's taxonomy places the organism in Eukaryota, Fungi, Ascomycota, Dothideomycetes, Mycosphaerellales, Teratosphaeriaceae. Gene Ontology annotation, molecular function: zinc ion binding; glutaminyl-peptide cyclotransferase activity. The transcript has a single exon.
AUGCGCCUCCUCAAUGGCCUCCUCCUCCUCCCCACCGUCCUCCGCACGGCCAUAGCCUACUCCACCCUCUCCGACGACUCCCUCCGCACAAUCCCCUCCGCCGGCGCCGACUUCGACAUCAAAACCGGGGCCAUCCUCGCGCCAAUCCUGCAACCCCGCGUCCCCGGCACGCCCGGCUCGACCGCAGUUCUAGAGCACCUGGCAGACUUCUUCCGCAACAAUCUCCCCAAAUGGAAGGUCUCGUUUCAGAACUCCACGAGCACGACGCCGCUCUCCAAUGGGAGGGAAGUGCCUUUUCACAACCUCAUAGCCACCCGUGACCCGCCGUGGAUAGAUCGUGAAGGCGAGGUAGGCAGAUUAGCGCUCGUUGCGCAUUACGAUUCUUUGAUCCAUCCGACUGGCUUCAUUGGUGCUAUCGACUCUGCCGCUCCUUGUGCCAUGCUGCUCCAUGCUGCAAGAAGUAUAGACGACGCGCUGACGAGGAAGUGGGAAGCGAUGCAAGCGGAGGCGGAGAGCAGUGACUUUUCCGGACUGGAGAUGGACGAGCACAAAGGCGUUCAGAUCCUACUCUUGGACGGCGAGGAGGCGUUUCAGUCUUGGACAGAUACGGAUUCACUCUAUGGUGCGCGCGCGAUGGCGGAGGAAUGGGAGCAGACUGUCUACGCUGCCUCGAGUACAUACUCGACCCCUCUCGCCAGCAUCGACCUGUUUGUUUUACUCGAUCUGCUCGGAUCGCCUAACCCCACCGUUCCAUCCUACUUCAAGACUACGCACUGGGCUUAUCAACACAUGGCUGAUCUCGAGUUCUCGCUGCGCAGACUGGGCUUGUUUAAAUCCGCUCCAGCCAAAGAUCCAGACCGACCGUCGGCAGUCGACGACCAGUUCUUCCUCCACGAAGCCGGGAAAGCAGAUACCGAUCAAUGGCUUGGCGGGUACAUUGGAGACGACCAUCUUCCCUUCAUGGCACGAGGAGUGGAAGUCUUGCACCUCAUUCCCGCCCCGUUUCCCCGAGUCUGGCACAAGAUUGAUGACGAUGGCGAACACCUCGACAUGAACACUGUGGAAGAUUGGGCGCUGCUGACGACUGCUUUUGCCGCGGAAUGGUUGGAGCUGGAGGGGUUCAUGACGGCUGAUGGUGGUGGGAAGGUCCGGGAGAGAGAUGAACUGUGA